CUGAAUGUUUUCCUUUUGUGUCUGACUAUAUCAGGGUACGCCAUCUUACAGGCCAUCAUGGAGAAGGCAGGGCAAAACAACUGGCAGGUCAGUGCCAUCUGUGUAGAAAAUUUCAGUGAUGCCAACUACCGGCGACUGUUGGAAGAUCUUGACCGGCGACAGGAGAAGAAGUUUGUCAUCGACCUUGAGGCUGAGAGACUUCAGAACAUGUUAGAACAGAUUGUCAGUGUUGGGAAACACGUCAAAGGUUACCAUUACAUAAUGGCCAAUCUGGGCUUUAAGGAUAUCAACCUAGAACGCUUCAUGCAUGGUGGAGCUAAUGUGACAGGCUUCCAGCUGGUCGACUUCAGUAACCCCAUGGUCAUCAAACUAAUGCAGCGCUGGAAUAAACUGGAUCAAAGGGAAUACCCAGGAUCGGAUACCCCACCAAAGUACACCUCAGCGCUGACAUACGAUGGGGUGAUGGUGAUGGCUGAGGCCUUCAGGCAUUUGCGCAGGCAGAAAGUGGACAUUUCCAGACGGGGGAAUGCAGGCGACUGCCUUGCAAAUCCCGCUGCCCCAUGGAACCAAGGUAUCGACAUGGAGCGCACUCUCAAACAGGUCCGGCUGCAGGGAUUAACAGGUAAUGUCCAGUUUGACCACUAUGGCCGUAGGGUCAACUACACUAUGGAUGUGUUUGAACUGAAGAAUAAUGGACCCAGAAGGAUUGGCUAUUGGAACGAUGCAGACAAACUGGUGCUAAUCCAAGACUCUCCAUUACAUCCAAAUGACACCUCUGGCAUGGAAAACCGCACAGUUAUUGUGACUACCAUCAUG
This is a messenger RNA of Menidia menidia (Atlantic silverside), 816 nucleotides long. The record is from the annotation of a GenBank genome assembly. NCBI's taxonomy places the organism in Eukaryota, Metazoa, Chordata, Actinopteri, Atheriniformes, Atherinopsidae.